AUGUCAACGCCGAUAGGGACAACCGGUAAGAAUGACAUUCAAUUCUCCACAGAUCAGGUAUACAUCACAUGGCUUCAUGCCUUGAUCAAAACUCUAGUCAUGGUUGCUCAACUAUAACUGAGAACGGUAAUUUAAUACGUAGGACGCACACGCUAUACCAAUUUUUAGCUAUAGCUUUCCCUUAUGAUGUUUGCGU
This is a messenger RNA of Didymodactylos carnosus, 196 nucleotides long. The record is from the annotation of a GenBank genome assembly. NCBI's taxonomy places the organism in Eukaryota, Metazoa, Rotifera, Eurotatoria, Philodinida, Philodinidae.